AUGUCUUCGAGUCAACAGACCGCCACCCAGCCCUCUUUGGGUGAUACCUUACGAAACGUCUCACAGACCAUGAACCAGGAUAAUAUUUCCGAAGUCCUGUGUGCGGCCUAUACCAUGAGCAGUCUCCGCCAUAAGCUAAAGAGUAAUGACGAGUCUACUGCUCCGCGAAGAGAGGAUUUUGGCACGUGGGAUGAAUCGGAAUUUUCGGAAAAGUACAAAACCCAAAUUGAUCUUCUUAAUACACAGAUGGAUGAAGUCGUUUCCCAUCAUAGCAAGAUGGGGUUCAGAAGGAAUUUGGAUCCAGGUUAUCUUAGUCUUCGGCUGACUCUCAAAUGUAUGGUCCCGAUCGUAGAGGCGGGAGCUGCAAGGGUCAAGGAAGCCGAAAAAUCUUUGGAAGAAUCUUUGGUAGAAUUACGGGCCGUUACAGAGUCGUUCUACGACGCUUUCCUCUCUGAGCGCUCUUCAGUCUCUCGAGCUCAGAGGACAAGUGAUCAUGACCAGUACAUCGUAUAG
Molecule: messenger RNA, 513 nt
Organism: Kwoniella mangroviensis CBS 8507
Lineage: Eukaryota; Fungi; Basidiomycota; Tremellomycetes; Tremellales; Cryptococcaceae
Exons: 1
Coding region: 1-513 (170 amino acids)
Source: RefSeq, a predicted model, not a curated record